Messenger RNA from Epinephelus lanceolatus (giant grouper), 2333 nucleotides. Lineage: Eukaryota; Metazoa; Chordata; Actinopteri; Perciformes; Serranidae. The record is from RefSeq and is a predicted model, not a curated record.
AUGGGGCUGCUCAGAGUCAUGAUGCCGCCCAAGUUGCAGCUUCUGGCGCUGCUGGCGUUCGCAGUGGCCAUGUUCUUCCUGGAGAACCAGAUCCAGAAGCUGGAGGAGUCCCGCGGGAAGCUCGAACGAGCCAUCGCUAGACACGAGGUACGAGAGAUUGAGCAGCGACACACGCAAGACGGCUUGAGGGAACGGGAUUCAUCGGCCUCGUCGCCAUCAGAGGGCGAAGACGACCUUGUCAUCAUCUACAACCGCGUGCCCAAGACGGCCAGCACCUCCUUCACCAACAUCGCCUACGACCUGUGCGGGAAGAACCACUACCAUGUCCUGCACAUCAACACCACCAAGAACAACCCGGUCAUGUCCAUACAGGACCAGGUGCGGUUUGUUAAGAAUGUGACUGAGUGGAGGGAAAUGAAGCCGGCUUUCUACCACGGACAUGUCUCCUUCCUGGACUUCACCAAGUUUGGAGUGAAGAGGAAACCCAUCUACAUAAAUGUGAUCCGUGACCCCAUUGAAAGGCUGGUGUCGUACUAUUACUUUCUGCGUUUCGGGGAUGACUACCGGCCGGGCUUAAGACGCAGGAAACAAGGAGACAAGAAGACGUUCGAUGAAUGUGUAUCAGCCGGCGGCUCAGACUGUGCCCCUGAGAAGCUCUGGCUCCAGAUUCCUUUUUUCUGUGGACACUACUCUGAAUGCUGGAACGUGGGCAGCCAGUGGGCUCUGGAGCAGGCGAAAUACAACCUGGUGAAUGAAUACAUGCUGGUUGGAGUAACAGAGGAGCUGGAGGACUUUGUCAUGAUGCUGGAGGCGGCGCUGCCACGCUUCUUCAAAGGAGCUACUGAGCUGUACAAAACAGGGAAGAAAUCCCACCUGAGGAAGACCAGUGAGAAGAAGCCGCCCACCAAGGAGUCGAUCACCAAGCUGCAGCAGUCGGCCAUCUGGAAGAUGGAGAACGAGUUCUACGAGUUUGCACUGGAGCAGUUCCAGUUUGUCAGGGCGCAUGCUGUCAGAGAAAAGGACGGGGAGCUCUACCUGUUGGCACAAAACUUCUUCUAUGAGAAAAUCUACCCUAAAAACUAAAGAGGCACGUCUGUGGAAGGGAUUGGAGAGAAUGCUUUGUGCAGGCUUGUGUGUGCCCAGUCUGAGAUGAGGAAGAGAGGAGGACUUAAAGACGACAGGUGACUGUGUGGCUGCUUGGUACGUGUGAUUAAGGACAUGACGUGGAGCUGCAGAACAAUCUGGUCGCAGCUCUGUUAUACACGUCUGUGCCAGCCAACUGGACAGGGAGCUCAUGUUUCGUCAGCAGGUUGUGUUCCCAGCAGCGCCGGGCCUCCACUCCCCUUCACUUCCAUGUCAAAUGUCGUCAGUGCAGAGGACUUCUGCUGGCACAUGUACGGAGACGGCCUGUCCAACAGCCGGUCAGACCUCAGCUCCCGAUCCAGACAAAACAUUUCAUUGGCUCUGUACUGUUUGGUUGUGUUUGAUUGUAUUUUAACUCUUUACUAUGGUUGUCUUUUGUAUGUAAAGACGAUGGCAUUUUCCAUGGUGACACAACAUCCCCAUGCCUCACCACUACUACUACUAACUUAAAGAGAUUUUAAGUGUACGAAACUGACUACUGUGCUGUAUUAUUGGACUCCAAUGAGAACUUUUGAGGUUUUUAUGAAAUAAAAAUCCUGUGACCAUGGACUAUUUCCUGGGACAAGUGCGUACGUUUUAUACUGUACUUGAUGUAUUUCGUUGGAUGUAAAUGUGCAGCUUUGCCCAGAGGCUUUUCCUCCGUUAUGAAGAAACACAUGAAAUUAUUGAAGUGUGUACGAACACUAAGGUGGAGAUGCUGCUGCUGCUGCUGCUGCUGUAAAUAUUUACUACUUUUUCAGCCCGAUUCAUUCACAGAUUUGCUAUAGUAUAAUAUUAACCCAUUUAUACUGUUAACCUUUUAAAGUUACAGUGUGCAUUUUAUCAGUUUGUACAUUUCUUUCAUCUCUUUUAUUACUUUUUAGGCUGCAUUUAAUUUCUUUUAAUCAUUUUCUUUUCAUUGUAAAACCAGGUGAACAUGUAUGUCCACUAAUAUGUCUGUAAUGUGCCGACAUUUUUGGGAAGUGUGUUUAUUUGCUUUCUUGCCAGGAGUGAAAUCAGGAGAUAACCACUGUAAUAUCGGCCCCUUAGAUCACUGGUUCCCAACCUGGGAGUCCCGACCCCCACAAGGGGUUCACGGGUGGGUCGUGAGGCCUUCUUGAUUUUAAGCAGAGUAUCAACAUACAGUUGUUCUUGUGGUGCAGGAAUGACGUCAUGUACUUUACAUAAAGUUACGUUAUUAAUGUAAAGUU